GGAUGGUGACUGUUUGUCAGGAGGAAAGGAGUGUUGUGUUGAGGCCGACAACAGAACCAUGGACAGUAAUUCUAAAACACUGCGCUUUAUUAAUAAACGAUGGAAGUGCAAGACCAAACCACAGAGACAAAUCUGAAAUCUGCUGCUGUUUCUCUCUCGAUACUGCGUCGCUGACUGCGGGUCACAGUAUUCCAGAUUGAUGAGGGUGCCUUGUGUCGACACAGACGGAAGCCUAUCUUAGGUCUUUAUCUAGUCUAUAAUAAGCAACACGGACCUGCUUUUGGUCUUAGUAACCAGGGACUACCCGCUGAGGCUGCUGAACACUGGUUUUAAGCUCUUCAUUCAUGGACCAAUAUAGCGACGAGCCACCAUGUCGCCUGCUUGAAAACAACCAUACAGCUCUGGUGCUGAAAUUGCAUCGCGGGUUUAAAAGCUGAUUUUUGUUUGAAGACGCCCUGAAAUCCGUUAUUUGAACCCUCAGUCUCAUGAAUGAACCUCGACAACAUCUACCUACAUAGAGGUCAAUUUACCUCUCAACAUUUACUUCAGUUCAGAAGAUGCUGGGAAUAUUUCGCGGGCGGAGGAAGUUCCUGGCAGCCUCUCUUGCCUUGCUUUUCAUCCCCUCAUUUACAUGGCUUUACCUGUCAAUUGGAAAUUUUCAAGUGAAGCCCCUACCACUAUCUUCAUUGGAAGCUCAGUCACCUGCACCUUUGAGUGACACAAAUGCACGGCUAGCCUUAGAACUGAGGAUACGUGCAGUCGAAGAAGAGAACAGGGCACUCCGCCAGGAGCUCAGUCAUCCACCCAGGAAUUCAUCUGCUUCCCAUACAAAUGGCACCAGCCGAGGGAUCCAAAGCCGAACUCAUUCAGAAGAAGGCACCAGUAACAAUGAAGGCCAUAAAAAUGCAGCUGUGGGAAACAACUCUAACUGUUUACAACAACAACUGGUGGAUAAGUGUGAGACUAUCCAUGUGGCCAUCGUAUGUGCAGGUUACAACGCAAGUCGAGACGUAGUAACAUUGGUUAAAUCUGUCCUUUUCCACAGACGGAACGCUCUUCAUUUUCAUUUCAUCACAGACUCAAUUGCAAAGCGGAUUCUCUCCGCUUUGUUUCAUUCUUGGAUGGUCCCGGCUGUCAGGGUAAACUUUUAUGAUGCCGAUGAGCUUAAGUCUGAAGUGUCAUGGAUCCCUAAUAAACAUUACUCUGGCAUCUACGGACUAAUGAAACUGGUGCUCACCAAGACACUGCCCUUGGAUCUACGAAGGGUCAUUGUUCUUGACACAGAUAUCACUUUUGCCACCGACAUCGCUGAGCUUUGGGCUGUCUUUCACAAGUUUAAAGGACAGCAGGUUCUGGGUCUAGUAGAGAACCAGAGUGACUGGUACCUGGGAAAUCUGUGGAAAAACCAUCGACCCUGGCCAGCACUAGGUAGAGGUUUCAACACUGGGGUUAUUUUGCUUCUCCUGGAUCGGUUACGGAAGGUCAGAUGGGAGCAGAUGUGGAGGUUGACUGCAGAAAGUGAACUAAUGAGCAUGCUGUCCACGUCAUUGGCAGACCAGGACAUCUUUAAUGCAGUGAUCAAGCAGAACCCAUUCCUUGUGUACCAGCUACCCUGCUUUUGGAAUGUCCAGCUGUCAGACCACACUCGCUCUGAAAAAUGCUACAAAGAUGUAUCAGACCUGAAGGUGAUCCACUGGAAUUCCCCUAAGAAACUGCGAGUCAAGAACAAGCAUGUUGAGUUUUUUCGGAAUCUUUAUCUUACUUUCCUUGAGUAUGAUGGCAACCUGCUGCGACGAGAGCUGUUUGGCUGUCCAAGUGAAGCUGACCCCAACAGUGAAAAUCUGCAAAAGACUCUUUCAGAACUAGAUGAAGAUGACCCCUGUUACGAGUUUCGACGAGAGAGAUUUACAGUUCAUCGAACGCAUCAAUAUUUCCUCCACUAUGAGUAUGAGCCCAGUUCUGACAACACUGAUGUCACUCUUGUUGCCCAGCUAUCUAUGGACAGGCUCCAAAUGAUGGAAGCUAUCUGUAAGCACUGGGAGGGUCCCAUCAGCUUAGCCCUAUACCUUUCAGAUGCUGAGGCACAGCAGUUCCUGCGCUACGCACAGGGAUCUGAAGUGUUAAUGAGUCGCGGAAAUGUAGGUUACCAUAUUGUCUACAAGGAGGGACAGUUCUAUCCAGUCAAUCUCCUGCGAAAUGUGGCAAUGCAGCAAGUCAACACACCCUACAUGUUCUUAUCAGACAUUGACUUCCUGCCCAUGUAUGGCCUCUAUGAGUAUCUCAGGAAAUCAGUGAUACAGCUUGACAUGGCCAACACCAAGAAAGCCCUAGUGGUUCCAGCCUUUGAGACUCUGAGAUAUCGCCUCUCCUUCCCAAAGUCUAAGGCGGAAUUACUUUCUCAGCUGGACAUGGGCACACUAUUUACCUUUAGGUACCAUGUGUGGACAAAAGGCCAUGCACCAACUAACUUUGCCAAAUGGCGGACAGCCACCACACCCUACAAAGUGCUGUGGGAGGCUGAUUUUGAGCCCUAUGUGAUGGUGAGGAGAGACAGUCCUGAAUAUGACCGCCGCUUUGUGGGCUUUGGCUGGAACAAGGUGGCUCAUAUCAUGGAGCUUGAUGCACAGGACUAUGAGUUUGUGGUCCUGCCAAAUGCCUACAUGAUCCAUAUGCCCCAUGCUCCCAGCUUCGACAUCACAAAGUUUCGCUCCAACAAGCAGUAUCGGGCCUGCCUUAAGAUCCUGAAGGAGGAGUUCCAACAGAACAUGUCUCGUCGCUUUGGCUUCGCUGCUCUUAAAUACAUGACAGCUGAGAACAACAGCUAGUCACCACUUCAGACUCAAACUCACCUAGGACUGAUCUACCCAAACUGUUAGUAGGUCAAAUACACUAUUUAAUUACUUAAUGAGGCCCUUUAGAAUUUCUUUUGUUUUCCAAGGAAAAGACCUUGGAUCCUGAGACUUUAAAAGAAGAUAUUGCCCUGAGCUUCUUUGACAUCAUACUUUAUCCUCUACUGUGGGUAGAAGUGAUAAUCAAGGAAGAGUGGACCUCUUUUGUGGUGUAUAAGACCACAGGCUCUGUGGGCCAAUGGUGCCAUCUGUCAGGCACUUUCAAGGAAGAGGACAGUUUCAAUGUCUUUUACUUGUGAGACCACUGACAUAUUUUGGGGCUAUAACAUGAUAUUGGGAGUGCGUUUAUCUUUCUUUCAGGACAGAACUUAGGAAAAAGCCUAGAAAGAGCAGAGCUGAAGAGGCCACCACAGUUUAACUGACAGCACAUCAUGACUUGGGUGCAGAUUGGCAGCGACAUUAAACAAUGUAGUAAAUAUGUGCAAACAGAUUAAAAAUCUCUCUCUCGUUUUUUUCACAAUAGCACUGUAUCAGUAUCAGACAUUAAAUUGUGUGUUUUCCCUUCACUAUGCUGUCAGAUAUCACCACAAUAAAUUGGGGGAAGACUAUUUUAAGAUGGGUGUGUGUUGUGGCUGCAUCCCAGCUGAGAAGAGAGAACUAGCCUGAUGCAAGAGCCAAAAAAUUGUUGUAUUUUCUACAGCGUGUACAACCCCCAAAGAUAAACAUAAUUUGUUCCAUUUUUCAUCCACAAACGGAGCUGCGAUUAAAUCAAACACUGUCUGUGGGUUUGGAGUUGUUUUUAGUUGUUGGUCUUUUUAAAACAAUUUGAAAAUUUGGGAGGCUUUUAGAGACCCCAGUGUUUUUUUGUUUUUUUUAUUAGUCCUGUGGAGAAGGGAGAAGUGGAGGCCAGGGCAAAAUGGCAUUACUAUAGAAAGCUUUUUUAAUUAUGUUAUGACCAAGCCACAAACAACUACUAAAACUUCAGCAUAGGAGCAAAACUGGACUUUUACUGUUAAAAAUGUAUAACAUGAUGCAAUCUAACCUUUAAACUAUGUUCUCAGUGCACAGUUUUUGGAGAAGAUUAUAAAGAGGUUAAAUGUUUUAAUGUGAUAAAUCCACUAAUAUCUAGAGCUUCUUUCAAAAUGAAAGUCAAGAAAGAUAAUGAGCUUUGACAAUUAAGGUAUGGGCCAGUUACAGGUAUCGAGGUGUUCCAAGGUUCAAAUAUUUUUUUAAUCAUUAAGGUUUUCCCUCAUACUGCUCCUAAUCAAAGCCAAAGUUCAGGAGUGAUCAUCUCUCCUUCCCAUCCUUUGGCACACAACUGUUCACUUAUAUUUCUUCUGUUCAAUACAAAAAGUAAGCCGUUGGGAAAGUCACUGAGGGAAAACCAGAAUGUUAAAGUAAAGGAGAACCGUCCAUUACUGUUUUUAAGGUAGAACCUUUCUGAAGGUACAGUUGGCAUAACAGGCAUGCCUGUGGAGGUGCAGAACACAUGCUUGUUUGCUGAGCUAAUUAACCAGCUAAUAUCAGCUUGUUAGACUCUGAUUCUUAAUACAGAGCAGAUCAACAAAAAGUGCAAUAAGCACAGAAUCCAAUCCAAAUCAGUGAGUUGUCAUUCAGUAUUUUGCUUAAGGCUUCAAUUGCUUACUAAAGUUUUAAAGCGUUAUCGUCAACACUAACAUUAUCACACUGUGCCUACGCUCAGUAUGCUUUUCCUGACAAAUGAAACUUGAAAAGGAGUAAUGACUAUGCUCACUGCUGAAACAUUGACUUCCCAAGUCGAAAUAUGACUUGGGGAAUUAUGCUGGUUGGGUCGGAUCGAGGCUGUGGCAGGUGUGAUUACACCCUUAAAUUCAAUCAGAUGCUGUAUCAUUAAAAACCUUGGGAAAUCACAUAUGGAGUUGGGCUCGUUGUAGCAACCUGGUCUACAACUCCAGGAAAAAAAAAAUCUUUAAGCUUGCAGGUGAGACAUUGGGUCUUAUGAUCUUAGGUGACACUUGGGGAUACAGCUGCCUCUAAAUCAACAUGUGCUCUGGUGAAACUAGUGGUGGUUAUCUUUGGGGACGGCUUUUCUCUCCCCCUAUUGUGUGACUGCAGUCUCCCCUCAGAAUGUAAGAUACAAAGUGCUUGUUUUUCUUUAAAGAUGUGUGAGUGACUGUUGUAUCUGAUGCUCAGUAUGUGUGUGUUGUGUUUUGCAGAACUAAUCUAGUCUGGAACUUGGGCUGGACCUCAGCUGUUACUUGAAUAAAAGCAAAGAGUCAA
Molecule: messenger RNA, 5108 nt
Organism: Girardinichthys multiradiatus
Lineage: Eukaryota; Metazoa; Chordata; Actinopteri; Cyprinodontiformes; Goodeidae
Gene: large1
Product: LARGE xylosyl- and glucuronyltransferase 1
Exons: 15
Coding region: 558-2825 (755 amino acids)
Biological process (GO): protein O-linked glycosylation via mannose
Molecular function (GO): xylosyltransferase activity; glucuronosyltransferase activity
Source: RefSeq, a predicted model, not a curated record